Messenger RNA from Acanthaster planci (crown-of-thorns starfish), 747 nucleotides. RefSeq names its product gamma-aminobutyric acid type B receptor subunit 2-like. Gene Ontology annotation, cellular component: membrane; G protein-coupled receptor heterodimeric complex. Lineage: Eukaryota; Metazoa; Echinodermata; Asteroidea; Valvatida; Acanthasteridae. Gene Ontology annotation, molecular function: G protein-coupled GABA receptor activity. The record is from RefSeq and is a predicted model, not a curated record. Gene Ontology annotation, biological process: G protein-coupled receptor signaling pathway; gamma-aminobutyric acid signaling pathway.
AUAUAAAAAAAAAACAUCAGAGUGUGUACCAGAUUUGGACACACGAAUCCGAAGAUGUUUGGUUUGCUUAAGGCACCGCGCACGUUCUACCAAGCCGCGCUCCUGGUGUGCGUGUCAGCGGCAUCGAACAGCGGGCGAAAUGUCACCGACUCCGGCAGCACGAAAACCGUCAUCUACAUGGGCGGAUUCUUCGCUUUUCCGGAGAAUCCAUUUUUAGCCACUCACCCUGGGAUUGUGCAGACAGCCAUUGACCACGUCAACAGCUUGGAGGGAAUCCUUGACGACUAUCACCUCAGAAUGAAAUGGAACUGGACAGGGGCAGAUGACCCCGAGAGGGCGUUAGAAGUCCUCUACUCGUAUGUGCAAGAGGAGCCUCCCGUUGUCAUCGCACUUGGACCUCAUCACUUAACGCAAGCAGCCAUAGUCAACCAGGUUGCGGCGAGGUACAACAUCGUCCAGAUGGGACAGACAGCAGACGAAACCCUGACGGAUCGAGACCGGUAUCCCUACACAGUCCAGACAUUACCUAAUUAUGAUGGCAAGCUCUUGGCUGGAGCGGCCUUCUUUCGGCGGAUGGGAUGGAGGCGUGUCGCCUUCAUCUUCGAGGAGCACAUUUCCUUUCAGAGUCACACGAGGGACUUUCGGAAGAUAUUAGAAGCGAAUGACAUUCAGGUAGUGGCAUCAGAAGGGAUCAAAGACAUCGCCAACCUGGACCUCCAUCUCCAAAAUCUCAAGGUUGGAUCUUGA